This is a messenger RNA of Triplophysa rosa, 2155 nucleotides long. It is a transcript of the gene ift74, whose product is annotated as intraflagellar transport 74. Gene Ontology annotation, molecular function: beta-tubulin binding. Gene Ontology annotation, cellular component: cilium; centrosome; intraciliary transport particle B. Gene Ontology annotation, biological process: cilium assembly; intraciliary transport involved in cilium assembly. The transcript has 20 exons. The record is from RefSeq and is a predicted model, not a curated record. The coding region runs from base 106 to 1887 and encodes 593 amino acids. NCBI's taxonomy places the organism in Eukaryota, Metazoa, Chordata, Actinopteri, Cypriniformes, Nemacheilidae.
AAAACGUCUCACGGUUGCUAAGCAACACAGAGCAGAAGUGUUUGGUUUGCAUGCUGACGGAGCUAACCAAUCUUUUGAAAUAAUAAUAUUGACGCUGUUUACAGGAUGACGAGUCAGAGACCCGUAAGCCGCGGGUCGUUUGGACCGAUUUCUGGAAGACCACCAACAGGAGUCCGACCCCCAGAGACCGCCGUCAGAGUGGGCACAGCGAUGGUACCGGGCACCGGGAGACCAGGAACCAGAAGUGGACCCCUGGCUGCUGGUGUUCUUUCUUCCCAGAUUAAAGUAGCUGAUCGUCCUGUUACGCAGCAGGGUCUCAGCGGUAUGAAAACAGGAAUGAAAGGACCUCAGAGACAAAUCUUGGAUAAAUCAUAUUACCUUGGGUUACUACGGAGUAAAGUAAAUGAGUUGUCAACCGAAUCCAGCAAAUUACAGAAAGACAUUGACACCUUCAAUCAGGAGAAUUCGGUCUAUCUUUCUUAUGAAAAAAGAGCAGAAGGACUAGCCGGAGAAAUUAAAGAUCUUCAGGGACAACUGGCAGAUUACAACAUGCUGGUUGACAAGCUGAACACAAACACUGAAAUGGAUGAAGUGCUCAAUGACAUCAUCGUGCUGAAAGCUCAGAAUGACCGAGAGGCUGAAGGUAUGGACGUCAUUUUCACUGAGAGAAGACAAAAAGAGGAUUUGAUCCGAGCUGUGGAGGAACACAUCGUCCAGGAAAAGCAAGCAGCAGAAGACAUUAUUCAAAAGAUGUCUGCUGAUAAACAAGCAAAGUAUUCUGAGAUGAAAGGCACCAAUGAAGAGCUAAUGCAGGAGCUGGAUGCUCUUCAAGAGGAACUAGAUGCUCUCAUUAGCAGGAAGGAGACUUUUGAGACGGAGCUACUUCACUCGCAGGUCAAACAGGAAGCGGUCAUGCUGCAUGAGAAGCUGUUCGAGCUGGAGAGCCGUAAAGAAGCCAUGCUGGCUGAAGACAGGACCAUGGGCUCUCCUCAGGAGGAGAGGGAGCGACUCUUUAAACAGGUAAAAGAAAACAACCAGGAAAUCGCCAGCAUGGAACGACAAUUAACAGAUGUGCGGGACAAAAUCAGCAGUCUCACUGAAGAGUUGCGACAACUCGAUGCUAACAUGGAGGAACAUCAAGGUGAACGAACACAAAAGUACAGAGAGCUUCAGAAGAGAGAGGAAGAAAUAGACUCGUAUCUCAACACAUUUGAAGAGAACACGUCUCUGGAGCUGCAGCACAUCAGAGACGCUCAGAGCAGAAUCGUGGCUUUACUGGAGCACUCUAGCAGGAACAUCAAUCGCAUGCAGCAGCUGUCUGCAGUCACCGCACAAGAGCUGAAGUCCAUGCAGGAGGACCUGAGCUUUAAAGAGACAGAGAUGCAGAAGUCUCAGAGCACAGCUAAAGGCCUUUCCUCAGAGAGUGAGCGUUUACAGCUGGACCUGCUGAAAGUCGAGCAGCUGGAAGGAAAAGUCACGACGGAGCUUCAGACUCAUACAGAUCAACUUACAUUAAUGACCCAUGAGCUGAACACGUACAGAGAUCUCGAUGCACUCAAAGCUGCUGGGGAGGACAGAAAGAAGAGGCUGCAGGGCGACCGAGCUGUGCUCACUCAGAUGAAGAACACAUUUAAGAAGACAAUACACAAAAAGAAUGAAGAGUUUGAGUCUCUUAAGAGUCACUUACAAGAGCAUGAGACCCAUGUCGAGCUGACUAACAUGGAGAGAAAGUGGCAACAUUACGAACAGAACAACUACGUGAUGAAAGAAUUCAUCGCCUCAAAGGGCAUAGAGACCGAUUACCGACCAGUGGUGAAGAACGUCAACAAACAGCUGACAGACUACAAUAAGAUACUGACAGAUAGCCUGCAGGGCACUAGAAACUGAUUCUCAUACUCGCCAAUGCUUCUGACAUUUUAACUGCGAUAAAUGUAGCAUAUUUUGAUUCGCAUUAAUUCCUAACAAGUGUUCAUCUGAACCCUUUUAUGGUCUCCGUGCUGGCUCUGAGCCGGUUCUGGGUGUGGGCUCUUAGAGAGGAAAUUCACUGAUGAAUGACCUCUCACAGCUUAAAGAACCUCUUUCAUUAUGUCCUCUGGCAUCUUCAGUUGAGCUGUUAAACACUAAUGCACAGAAGUUUCAUUAAAACUUACUAGAA